AUUAUCGUUAUGGAGGACAAGGAGCUGAGUCUUAUUAACAAGAACAUAACAAGUUUGUUGGAUGUCCCUCUGCGUCCCACUGUAACAUCACUCAAUCUACACUGCAAUCAAAUCCCAAGGAUCGAGGGUCUGACCUCAGCUUGGCACCUGAGGCACUUGGACCUUUCUUCCAAUUGCAUUUCUAAGAUUGAGGGUCUAAGUUCCCUCACAUCCCUGAGGACUUUAAAUUUGUCUUGCAACACAAUCACGGAGGUUGAAGGACUGAAUGGCCUUGUGAACUUAACUAGAUUAAACUUGUCCUACAAUCAGAUAAAUAACCUUACUGGCUUGUUGUAUCUCCAUGGCCCCUACAAGCUGAAACACCUAAGUCUCCAUAGCAACCACCUGCACCGUAUUGAUCAUGUCCUGCAGUGCCUGUUGGGAUUGCAAGGUUUAAGCGAGAUCACUUUGAGCCAGAAUGGCAGCGAAAAUCCUGUCUGUAGGUCGCCAGGUUACAGGGAGAUUGUUAUGCAGUCGUUGCCACAGAUCACUGUUCUGGAUGGUGUGGACCGACUGGGAAAUCCAUUGCAUUCUGGCAUAAAUAGUCCCCUGGAUAUCCCUGGUCUUGAGGACUACGUGGACCUCCUGCUCUCCUCUGAUGCUAGUCGUAAUGAAGCGGUUGUAGGCGAUGUCUCCAUCACCACACCCCGCAUUGAUGAGAUUCUGACCCAGUUUCGUCAGCGGAGUGCCUCUGAAACAAUCGCAGAUCCAGUCGCACAACCAGAUAGGCAGCGAUGCCAGCGGGUUCACUCCACUGUGGCUGAUCCAGCAGACCCCGUUAAUGAAGAACGCAUCAGGAAACUGGAGCACCAGGUGUCCCAGCUUGUCCAGCAGGCCCCUGUGGGUGACAAAUCCAGUUACUCUACCAAUUCUGUGGUGACGGCACGCAAAGCCAAGAAGGACACAGACCGCACGUCAGAGAGUGAGUGCGACAGUGGGAAAGAAAACCGGAGGCGCACCAGGAUCCCAAAACAUCGUAACACUGUAACCACGAGGACGACCACGAAGGAGACCAAGGGCAGGAGAUCAGACAGCGAUCAGGAGAAUCAUAAACAGAGGAGUUCAAAGUCUGCUGUUGGGCCCAGGGGGAAGUCUGGCGUCGCAAAGGGUGCAGACGCAGUGGGGCCAGCAAGGAGGGGACCACCGAGAGCUGCUAUGGCCUCAGGCGACGUGAAAACCAAGUCCACUCAGGAGGAGGAAACUUACAGGACUAUUGUGGAGGAGCGUGACCAGGAAAGGGAAAGGCGUUGGAAGGCCGAGCAGGCUGUGAGGAAACUAACAGAGGAGCUAAAGUGCCUGCAGACAAAGGUCAGCGAGGAAAAAGACCUGCAGAGCAUGGCUCUGCACACCACAGACAGACUGAAAGAAAUCUUGCUAAAGGAGCGAUCAGGGCGCUCUGGGCUGCAGACUUGUGUUGAGGAACUGGAGGGGAGGUGUCAGUCCCUAAUCCAGCAGCUGGAGCAGGCCCGCAGCAGUGAAGAACAACAUAAGACUGCACUGCGCAGACUGGAGGAAAGCAUUUCCCAUGGCGAGACGCUCAGGGCUCGCCAGCAGGCUGAAGAGAUGAAGCGGCACCAGGAGCUGGAAAAUAAGGCAGCAGCUCUGAAGAGGGAGUUGGAUAUCCAGAGAGUUUCAGUACGCCAUCACAAAGACAAACUACAGCAGCUGCAUGAACUGUUGGCAGCCAGGGAACAAGAGCACAGAAAACAGCUGGAGCUGCGUUUGCAGCCGGGAGGGGCGGAUUUCCGUGAGGCAGUGGUGAAAGAAGUAGCAUUAGCGGAGCAGAGACAUGCCCACAGGGAGGCGGAGCUGGAGGAGAAACUGGCGGAGGGCAGGAAAGAAUACGCUGCUCUGGAGGAUGAGUUCCGCAUGGCACUAACCAUCGAGGCUGCUCGCUUCUAUGAGGUAAAAGAGGCUUGUGAUCAAAUGACUGCAGAGCUGUUGGAGCUCAAAGGGACCCUAAGCCAGUCACAACAGAGAGAGAAGAAAUCUGGCGCUCUGGUGCAGGAGCUCACAGCCAUGGUCAAGGAACAGAAGAAACGAAUUUCUGACCUCAUCAAAGCCAAGAAAGAUGCUGUCACUGAACUAAAGAGCCGUAUGCAUUCCUUGGAAACAGAGGCAGAGCAGGACCGGCGACUCAGCCUGCAACUUGAGUUGCUUAAGAAAGACAAGGGUCGACUGUUGUCUCAGCUCACAGCUCAGGAGUCGGUGAUAGACGGCCUUAGGGCAGAGAGAAGGAUCUGGGGCCAGGAGCUCGCUCAGCAAGGAGUGUCUCUAGCUCAGGAUCGUGGACGCCUGGAGGCGAGGAUAGAGGUGCUGGACACUGAGCUGGAGACACAGAAGAAACAGAAUGAAAGGGACAGCGAUGCCCUCAAAAUUAAAACCAGAAUCAUUGAUGACCAGACAGAAACCAUCCGCAAACUCAAAGAGGCCUCGCAGGAGCGUGACGAACAGAUACGUAGGCUGCGUGAGGAGGCGGUCCAGGUCCAGAAGAAGUUCCAGCAGCAGCUUGAAGAGGAAACGACUCGGCUGGCAGAGCUCAGGGAACGGCUGGAGCAUCUCAGCCUGCGCAAGGAGGAGCUGAAACAGCAGUUGGAGGACAAGGAGGCAGAGCUCGAGGAGGUUAAAACUGUUUACAGGGAUUCCAGUAAGAAAUGGCAGGAGAAGGCAGAACUGCUCACUCGACUAGAGAGCCAGGUGAAGCGCAUGAAGGAGAACUUUGAUUCUAAGGAACGCUUGCUGCUGGAAGAAAGAGAUAAAGCAACAGAAGCUCACAAAGAUGCAGUCGAGAAGUUGCACUGUGUGGACGAUGCAUUUCGUCGGCAGCUAGAGUCUAUCCAGGCUGCCCAUCAAGCUGAGCAGCUUCGAUUGGCUAAUGAAAAGCAGAAACAGAUAGAGCAGGCCAAUCAGAGGGUAUUUGAUGUGGAGGAGGAGAUGCGUCAACUCCUAGAGGAGAUGGAAACUAACAAGAGAAUCAUGGAAGAAAAAAUGAAACGUCUCACCAGUGUACUGAAAGACUUUUAACACAUGAAGUAUGACUCCAGCUAUGGCAAUGUAUGAAUAUAAACACAAUGCAUUUUUUAAAUAUGUCAAUUAACGUGUUAUUUUUUUAUGUUAAGUUA
Scomber scombrus (Atlantic mackerel) is the source of this 3161-nucleotide messenger RNA. RefSeq names its product leucine rich repeat and coiled-coil centrosomal protein 1 (gene lrrcc1). Gene Ontology annotation, cellular component: centrosome; cytoplasm. Gene Ontology annotation, molecular function: protein binding. Bases 10 to 3063 code for a protein of 1017 amino acids. Lineage: Eukaryota; Metazoa; Chordata; Actinopteri; Scombriformes; Scombridae. The transcript has 19 exons. The record is from RefSeq and is a predicted model, not a curated record.